AUGAACAUCCACCGCCGCGACCGCGCCGCCAAGCCGGCCGGACCCGGCGCCGCGGCGCCCCCCCGCGACGCGUCCACGACGGCGGUGUCGCGGAGCGUCGAUUGCUAUAGCCAGUUCCGCCACCUGGCGGCGGCGUACCCAGUACCGGCGGCGACCAGCGGCGCCGCCGGCACCGCCGGCAGCAGCAGCAGCUUCACCAUGUACUACGGCGGCACGGGCGCCGGAGCGGAGGCGGCGGUGGUGGCCGGCCCAAGGGAGCUAAGCCUGUUCGAUGCGGCCACUGAUCACGGCUUGCACCUCGGCGUCGGGCGCCGCGGCGGCGGCGGUGACGGCGGCGAGUCGCGGACACCAGAAGGAUCAGAGCAGCAGGUUGCAGGUGAGCUGCCGGAGAGGGAGCUCGACUUGGAGCUCAGACUAGGGCGUCACACCAAGCAAUGA
Molecule: messenger RNA, 438 nt
Organism: Oryza sativa Japonica Group (Japanese rice)
Lineage: Eukaryota; Viridiplantae; Streptophyta; Magnoliopsida; Poales; Poaceae
Product: zinc finger protein 11
Source: RefSeq, a predicted model, not a curated record